GUCGAGCAAGGAACCCUACUUCGAUUCCUCUGCACCACAGAACGUCUCUGCGCUCAUCGGCAAAUCCGCUUACCUCACAUGCAAAGUCAGGAACAUCGGAAACAGAACGGUGUCCUGGGUCAGACACAGGGACAUCCACAUCCUCACAGUCUCAACUUAUACAUACACUUCAGACCAGAGGUUCAUGGCACUACAUCACCCUCUAGACGACGAUUGGACGCUCCAGAUCAAAUGGGUCCAAAAACGUGAUGCUGGGAUCUAUGAAUGUCAAAUCAGUACUUUACCAGUCCAAGCCUACUUUAUCAAUUUGAACAUUGUUGUUCCUACUGCAACUAUUAUUGGAGGUCCUGAUAUUUAUGUUAACUAUGGAAGUACCAUUAAUCUGACUUGUACAAUUACACACAGCACCGAACCUCCUCCUGCAUACAUCUUUUGGUAUUACAGUAAAGAAGAUGAUAACACUUCUACUAAUUCUCCAUCAACCAAGGGUCCAGUCAGAGUUGUUAGCUAUGAUUCAGAAAGAGGAGGUGUAAGUAUAAUAACAGAUAAAGGAGAUGUAACUACCAGCCGCCUUCUCAUCACUAAUGCCCUUCCUUCAGAUGAAGGACGUUAUUCUUGCAGUCCUUCAAAUGCUGAUAUGGCUACUGUUCGAGUACAUGUCCUGUCAGGUAUACCAUAG
Nezara viridula (southern green stink bug) is the source of this 679-nucleotide messenger RNA. The record is from the annotation of a GenBank genome assembly. Lineage: Eukaryota; Metazoa; Arthropoda; Insecta; Hemiptera; Pentatomidae.